UAGUUAUGCGUUUCUCAACUAUUCUUGCCUUUCUUUACCCCAGGAUUAUUUUUGAAUUAAUACAAAAACAAGAAGGCUUAUACAUAUUGGCUGAUAGAGAAGUGAGAACUAAAACAAUGGCACGUCCUUUCAACACCUUUGCUCUCAAGCUACAAGUACACUGCAAGUAUUGUGCAAGGGAACUGGAAAAAGAGCUGCUAAAUAUCAAGGGGGUUCGUUCGGUGAAAAUCAAUCAAGAACUUGGAAAAGUAAUCAUCUCAGGCAAAGUAGACCCUGGAAAGAUCCUAACCAAGUUUCAAAAGGUUGGGAGAGAAGCGGAACUCUGGUGCGAACAAGAACGACCUCUUAAAGAUGUCAACGCGCUAUCGAAAGUGAUUGAUCCACUCAAUGAUCCUGACAUUAUGACACAACUAGAGAGAUUUUCUGAUGACCCCAGUGUUAAAAGUGUGGAGGUGACCAAAACUAUCAAGGUGAUUUUCAAAGGGGAAUCAAGAAAUGGGCCUAGUGAAAAAAUUGUGGAGAUUAACACCACCACCAAAAAUGUGAAAGAAACCCAUGAUCAAGUGUUUCCACAUGAUCAUUGUGAUCAUUCUCAUGGUGGUGGACUUUGUGGUGCUUCUUCAUCAUGCUGUGGUGGUCACUCUGCUAUAAGUCAUAAUCUUAAUCAUGGAUGUUGCCAAUAUGGUAACACUACUAGUUUGGGUCCUUGUUGUGCACAUGGAAGAAACUCAUGUUAUUACCAUAGCCAAUAUGGUAAUAAUCCCAACUCUGGUCCUUGUUGUGCACAUAGUAGAAACUCAUGCUAUAAUUACUAUGGGCAAUAUGGUAAUACUGGUUAUGGUUCUUGUUAUCCAAAUAGCAUUUCUCCAUCAGCGGGAACAAUAUGGACAAAUGAUAAUAUUCCCUCAGCCCCACCUUUGCCAGAUGACUAUUAUCAGGUGCCAUCAUCCUUGGCAAUGCCCAAUGAUUAUUAUCAGGGACCACCACCAUUCUCAACAAUGCCAGAUGAGUACUAUCAAGCAGCACCAUCCUUGGCAAUACCUCACCCCUAUUACAGUUUCUUAAAUGAGAAUAAGAAUGGCUGCAUAAUCCUAUGAUUUUGCACAUCUUAUUUAUCAAAAGAGGGUUGUUGUUUGUACGUGUGUGGGUGUAUAUAUGUGAGUGAGAGA
Molecule: messenger RNA, 1169 nt
Organism: Solanum verrucosum
Lineage: Eukaryota; Viridiplantae; Streptophyta; Magnoliopsida; Solanales; Solanaceae
Exons: 1
Coding region: 6-1097 (363 amino acids)
Molecular function (GO): metal ion binding
Source: RefSeq, a predicted model, not a curated record